This is a messenger RNA of Anthostomella pinea, 1170 nucleotides long. The record is from the annotation of a GenBank genome assembly. NCBI's taxonomy places the organism in Eukaryota, Fungi, Ascomycota, Sordariomycetes, Xylariales, Xylariaceae.
AUGAGCUCACAAGACCUAACAGCAGCGCUCAGCGCAAAGGGGAACCCACAAGCAACGCCGCCAUACCCAGACCAUGAUCAAGGACCGCUUCUAGUGCGUGUAGUAUGGGUGUUGAUUGGGAUAUCGGCGGCGACAGUGCUCGGCAGACUCUGGACGAAAUUGCAGAAGACGCACCGGCUGUAUUGGGAUGACUUCCUAAUGCUCGUGGCUUUGGCGUUUGGUAUCGUGUUCUCCUCCAUGGUGACCGUCGCUGUCUCCAGUGGUCUUGGCAGACACAUGUUGUACCUCAGCGAAGCUGAACACAUGGAGACGUUGCACAUCGGUACUUUGUCUCUGGCAUAUGCUUUCCUGAGUCCAAUGGCUGGGCGCAUGGCCUUCUGUGUGACCUUGCUCUACUUAGCUGGUACCGAUCCGAAAGUGAAGAAGUGGCCUAUAUGGACGAUGCUUACGCUGCAGUUCGUGGUCAACGUGGCGACCAUCAUUGUCUUUUACAGCCAAUGUGGAAGCGACAUCAAUCUUCUCUGGAGCAUGACCGACGAAACCUACACGAAGUGCGGGAACCCCCAGAUACAGACAGACUUUGGCUACUUCCAGGGAGCCUUCAACACCCUCACCGACCUCUUCUUGACUGCGCUGCCUGCGAUACUAAUCGAGCACACGCGGUUAUCAGUGAAAGCGAAGCUUGGACUUGCAUGCCUGCUGUGCUUGAGCAUCUUAGCGAUGAUAGCUUCGAUCGUGAAGACAUACGAGGCGAGGGCUCUCAGUGAGGUGCUGGACUAUACUUGGGACCUGUGCCCAUACGUGAUAUGGCUCAGCAUCGAGCUCAACGUUGUCAUCAUUGUGUCCUCGAUCCCGCUGCUUCGACCACUGUUCCGCCGCACAAUUCAACAACGAGUCGAACGGCAGCAUCAGCAGGGUUGGGCCACGUCCACAUUCGAUUCCGUCUUCUCGAAGAAAGGCCUGUCCCGUGUGGAUAGUCAGGAGUACAUCGUCAGGCAGCAUGGUAGCCACUAUCCGCCAAUACAAAUGCGCGGUAUAGGAAAUAAUGGCAUAACGGUGACGACAGAAGUGUCAGUCACGUUCCAGCCGACCGAUAUGCCCUACGUACACGCAGCGCUGGUCGGGCUGGUGCAGGGUGAGAUUGCCAACCCUAGGCAGGCGCAGAGAUGA